Hydra vulgaris (swiftwater hydra) is the source of this 882-nucleotide messenger RNA. RefSeq names its product large ribosomal subunit protein uL2. Lineage: Eukaryota; Metazoa; Cnidaria; Hydrozoa; Anthoathecata; Hydridae. Gene Ontology annotation, cellular component: ribosome; cytosolic large ribosomal subunit. Gene Ontology annotation, biological process: cytoplasmic translation. The record is from RefSeq and is a predicted model, not a curated record. Gene Ontology annotation, molecular function: structural constituent of ribosome; RNA binding.
AGAUUAGUUUUUAAAACGCGUCACUAAAAAGUUCAUAAUGGCCUAUAGCCGAUUCUUUUCUGAAUCCGAAGACAACGCUGAGUCAUGGGUCGUGUGAUAAGAGGUCAGCGAAAAGGUGCAGGAAGUGUCUUCAGAGCUCACACUCACAAGCGAAAAGGAGCAGCUAAAUUACGAGCACUAGAUUUUGCUGAAAGAAAUGGUUAUAUAAAAGGAGUCGUUAGAGAUAUUGUUCAUGAUUCCGGACGAGGUGCUCCACUCGCUGUUGUAGUUUUCAGGGACCCUUAUAAGUUUAAGCUAAGAAAAGAGCUAUUUAUUGCUACUGAAGGGAUGCACACCGGCCAGUUUGUAUAUUGUGGAAAAAAAGCUGCAUUAACAAUUGGUAAUGUUUUACCCGUUGGAGUUAUGCCAGAAGGAACAAUUGUAUGUAACCUUGAGGAGAAAUCUGGUGAUCGUGGAAAGUUGGCUCGUGCUUCUGGUGAUUAUGCUACUGUAGUAUCACACAACAAAGAAAGCAACGUUACACGUGUCAAAUUGCCAUCUGGUGUUAAAAAAGCCAUUCCCUCUUUCAAUAGAGCAUCAAUUGGUAUUGUUGCUGGAGGUGGUCGUAUCGAUAAACCUAUUUUGAAAGCUGGUCGCGCUUAUCAUAAAUAUAAAGCAAAAAGAAACUGCUGGCCAAUUGUUCGUGGUGUUUGCAUGAACCCUGUUGAACAUCCUCAUGGUGGUGGUAAUCACCAACACAUUGGUUUCCCAUCAACUGUUGCUCGCGAUACUCCUGCUGGUCGUAAAGUCGGUCUCAUUGCUGCUCGUCGGACCGGUCGUGUUCGUGGUGCUGCUAAAAUUAAAGAUGCUCCUGAAAAAGAAUAAAUUCCCAGUAAACUUAAA